Messenger RNA from Talaromyces atroroseus, 1635 nucleotides. RefSeq lists its product as hypothetical. Gene Ontology annotation, biological process: tRNA 3'-terminal CCA addition. The record is from RefSeq and is a predicted model, not a curated record. The coding region runs from base 1 to 1635 and encodes 544 amino acids. Lineage: Eukaryota; Fungi; Ascomycota; Eurotiomycetes; Eurotiales; Trichocomaceae. Gene Ontology annotation, molecular function: RNA binding; ATP:3'-cytidine-cytidine-tRNA adenylyltransferase activity. The transcript has 3 exons.
AUGUAUGGCCAGGAAGGGACACAACAACUGCCGACAAUCGAGCUUACUCCGCUUGAACAAACUGUGAGAAGACUCUUGCUCGACGUACAGGAGUACAUAGGACAGACGAGGCAUGCACAAUGCAGUGCAGUACAAGGAGACAUGGUGCUACGGUUUACUGGUGGUUGGGUACGAGACAAGUUGUUAGGCGUUACGAGCCACGAUAUCGAUGUCGCAAUUAGCACAAUGACUGGGCUUCAGUUUGGAACAUACCUGAAGGAAUAUUUGGAUGAUCCCGAAAACCUGGAGAAAUAUAAGAAUUGCGGCCAAUCUGUUCUCAGCGACGACAUGCUGAAAAUACACAAAAUCGAAGCAAACCCGGAAAAGUCCAAGCAUUUAGAGACAAUCACCACAAGGCUGUUUGGCCUGGAUAUCGACCUAGUGAAUCUCCGAAAAGAAACAUACACCGAGGACAGCCGAAAUCCGCAAAUGGAAUUCGGUACGGCUGAAGAGGACGCUCUGCGUCGAGACGCAACCGUCAAUGCAAUGUUUUACAACCUCAAUACGUCGAUGCUGGAGGAUUUCACCGGGCUAGGAAUCGAAGAUAUGAGGAAGAAACUGAUCAGGACCCCGCUCGAUCCGUAUCAGACAUUUAGAGACGAUCCCCUACGUGUGCUCCGGCUUAUACGAUUCGCUAGUAGGCUACAGUAUCACAUUGACGAGGAGUCUCAGAGGGCUAUGCAAAAUGAUGACAUAAAACAGGAUCUCAAGCUAAAAAUUAGCAAAGAACGUGUAGGAACAGAGGUUGAAAAGAUGCUCCAAGGCAAGUCUUCAAAUUACACACACGACAGGCCGGAUCCUAGAACUGCAUUGAAGUACAUAGGGGACCUUGGGCUCUACUCUGUCAUAUUUGAAAACCAACAAGAUGACGCAGAGCCGAAUAUCGCUUCUUGGUCUCUGGCCUACGAUGCCCUAGAUGGGAUAAUGCGCCUUCCUGACAGGGAGGAUCACCACUCGUUGAGUGUCAAGCACAUCAGAGAUAUCCUUAUGCGAGAUGAAACUGAGCGGAAUCAUGCCUGGGUCAUCGCUGCAUUCGUACCAUGGGCACUUGUACCUGCCCGUGAACCGAGAUCGAAGACGGAGAAGCCGCCUGUGAUGGCACGGGCUGCUGAAGUUGCGAGGGACAACCUUCGUAUGGACAACAAAACUAUUAGUCUCUUGCGGGACGCAGCUACACAUUUUAGAGAUGCCAGCGCUCUGAAAACAUCUGUCGUCUUGAACAGCAUUACAGGCACAGCAGCCGAAGUCAGGCAGCAUGUUGGCCUUCAAAUCCGGUAUUGGAAGAAAGAUUGGCGAAUGAUUGUGAUAAUGGCACUCUUACAAGAGCUUGUCGCAGGAGCCGAAUGCUCUCAAGUCAUCCGAGAAUACGACGUGUUUCUUUCAUAUUUAGAGAGAGAGGAACUCCUCGAGGUAACAGAACUAAAGCCGAUUGCCAAUGGCAAUGAAGUGUCUGCUGCCCUUGGAGUUCGCGGAGGGAAAUGGAUGAGCACGGCUCUAGAGAUGCUGAUCAAGUGGCAGCUGCUUCAUCCUGAGAUUGCUGAGAAGGAUCAGGCAUUGGAGGAGUUAAAAGACCGACGAGCGGAACUUGGCGUAUAA